Messenger RNA from Alligator sinensis (Chinese alligator), 1908 nucleotides. RefSeq names its product sirtuin 3 (gene SIRT3). The record is from RefSeq and is a predicted model, not a curated record. The transcript is spliced from 9 exons. Bases 780 to 1727 code for a protein of 315 amino acids. Lineage: Eukaryota; Metazoa; Chordata; Crocodylia; Alligatoridae. Gene Ontology annotation, molecular function: NAD+ binding; histone deacetylase activity, NAD-dependent.
GUUCCGGCCUUCGCUGGCGCGGGGCAUGAUGGGUACCGUAUGGCUCCGCGUAGUGCCGCCCUCAACCCCCUCCCCCCGCCCGUGGUAGCCAUGGCAAUGGCCUGGGCCUAGCGCCGCGGGCGGGGCGGGCUCCCUUCCACCCGGUGCUGCGUGUCCCGUGAGCGGGCGCUUUGAUACCGGGGCGAGGCUGUGGCACAGAUCCAAGGCAGACCUUGCGAGGAGCGUGUCGCUCAGGACAAUACCGAGGUGCUGAGAAGGGCAGUAAAUGCUCUUGGAGGACACGGUUUACAUAAAGCAGGGGCAUACAAUCAGUAAAAUCAUAUUUGGCAGCUUUUCAUAGGGAAAAAACAAUCAAAUGCACAGCUCUGCAAGGGAGAAAUAAUGGUGCAGCAAUGGACUCGCAGAGGGAAGUACACAGGUAGUUUUGCAACAUGAUAAAACGGAUAGGAGGGAAGCUCUUGUUGUGCUGAUACGUGGGCUGCCUCGCUUCAGACUUAACCCGAUGACCACUGAUAACACCGCCGCUUGGAUGUGCAGAGCCGUGAUUGUUUCUCCGGUCCAGGGUAUCAUGCGACGAAAGCUGUCAUCCUUUCGAUGAGACAGCGCCAACGUCCAGAUGAGGCUCUUUGGCAUGCAGGAGUCUCUGGAUAUGCACUCAGGGAGAUCAUCACAGUAGGGUGCUGUCCAGAAAUGACCCUGUGCCUUCCUUGGGAUUUGGCUUCACCCUCACAAAUGGACAUUCACAGCAGAGGGGAGUUCUGGCAUGGGCUGGAGAGAAGAUGGCCAGUGCUUCCAGGGUGAGGAUCCCAGCAGUAAGACCUGUCUCCUUAUCUGCUACGGCCAGAGGCAUCUCUGGAAUUAGUGGAGGGGGUGAUGACAGCAGGAAGCGGCAGCUCACCAUACAGAAUGUGGCACAAUUAAUUCAGAAGAAAGAGUGCAGCAGGGUGGUGGUGAUGGCUGGAGCUGGGAUCAGUACCCCCAGUGGCAUCCCAGAUUUCAGGUCUCCUGGGAGUGGCCUGUACAGUAACCUCCAGCAGUACAACAUUCCCUACCCAGAAGCCAUCUUUGAACUCAGUUAUUUCUUCCACAAUCCUAAACCCUUUUUCACUUUGGCCAAGGAGCUGUACCCUGGUAAUUAUAAGCCCAACUAUGCCCAUUACUUCCUGCGACUCCUGCAUGACAAAGACCUCCUUAUGCGUCUGUACACCCAGAACAUCGAUGGGCUAGAGAGGGUUGCUGGGAUCCCUCCCAAUAGUCUAGUGGAAGCCCACGGCACCUUUGCCACUGCUACGUGCACUGUCUGUCGUAGAACAUAUCCAGGUGAAGACUUUAGGGGGGAAGUGAUGGCAGACAAGAUCCCUCACUGCCCAGUCUGCACUGGACUCAUCAAACCUGACAUUGUGUUUUUUGGAGAGGAGCUCCCAAGCCGGUUCUUCCUGCAUAUGACAGAUUUCCCUAUGGCAGACCUUCUCUUUGUUAUUGGGACAUCCCUUGAGGUGGAGCCAUUUGCUAGUCUUGCUGGUGCCGUCCGCAGCUCUGUUCCCCGUGUACUGAUCAAUCGAGACCUGGUGGGACCAUUCGCAUAUCAGCAACAGUGCAAUGACAUAGCCCAGCUGGGAGAUGUGGUCAGUGGGGUGGAGAAGCUGGUGGAGUUGCUGGGCUGGAAGAAGGAGAUGCAGGAAUUAAUUCAGAGGGAAACACAGAAGCUGGAUGCCAAAGACAGUUAGGAUGGCUGGCUGAACACAGUUGGAAAAUGAUCUGCACCUUGAAAAUGGAUUUGUACCAGUUGUUAUUUGGGGGAAAUCGCUGCUAAUCGGGAGGUGAAAGGUGUUGACGUGCCUAGAGAUGGUUCCUCAAACAGCCAUGCCUGUUGAGCAGGGCUGGUUUAAGCUGCUGUUUCAAUUUGAA